AUGCCAAGCGGACCCAAGUCAAACAAAUUUACUAAUCGCCACGCAGCGGAAGCCCGUGAACGGCAGCAAGAACGCGAAGCGCAAGCAAAAGCGGAACGGGAAAAAGCUAAAGAAGAUGCAAUGUGGGCUAACUGCGAUGACGACCCGCGAGUGCAGCGGCGACAGGCACGACAGCGGGAGGCCGAGGCGAAGGCGCAACAACAAGCAGAGUUAAGAGCAGAGCGGAAAGAGCAACUCUUGCAGGAGGAGCGCGAACUAAGCCAGAAGGCACCGCAGAAAGUUACACGACGACAAAUUCAGAAGGACUUGUCAAAGAUGCUUAGCGAUUAUGAUAAAGUGAAGAAACAAGAGGAACAGCAGAAACAUGGGGCAGUCGUGAAUAGUGAGACUACGGCAUUGCCAGUGGGAGGGAAUCCUAAUAGGGCAGGGAACACAAAUACCAAUGCUGGAUUCAAUGAAAAGAACGGAAAUGAAAUUAAGGCCAGCGGUAGUGUUGGCGAAGUUUUGUCAGCGGUUCAAUCGGGUAUGACAGGUGGUCCUUCUGUGCCGGAUAAUCGUCAUAUCGGCAAACGUGCACGUGUUCUUUACCGACACUUCUGUGAAGAAAAUCUUCCUACAUUGCGUGAAGAGAAACCCGGUUUACGUCGUACACAAUAUAAUGACUUGCUGUGGGAAAUGUGGCAGAAAAGCCCGACAAACCCGUUUGUGCAGCGAAGUGAAUUGCGUUCAAAGGAGCGUCUUGAAGAGGAACGUCGAUGGAUGGAGCAAGGUGAUGAUGACGAUAGUGAGGGUGGGGAAGAGAAUAAUGACGAAGAUGGUGAGGGAAAGAAGUAG
Messenger RNA from Trypanosoma theileri, 834 nucleotides. RefSeq lists its product as uncharacterized. The record is from RefSeq and is a predicted model, not a curated record. Gene Ontology annotation, molecular function: transcription coactivator activity. The transcript has a single exon. Gene Ontology annotation, cellular component: nucleus. Bases 1 to 834 code for a protein of 277 amino acids. Gene Ontology annotation, biological process: transcription by RNA polymerase II. NCBI's taxonomy places the organism in Eukaryota, Euglenozoa, Kinetoplastea, Trypanosomatida, Trypanosomatidae.